AUGGCAAAAACAAAAUUUAGCAGAUUUCUGGGAUUCCAAUGCCCGGUUGGACAUUAUUGCCCAACUGGAUCAGGGUAUCCAAGGCCUUGUGAACCUGGAACAUUUUCAAAAGAAGUGAAGCAAGCAAGUUGUGAUGACUGUACUCCUGGAUAUCAAUGCAUUGGUGUUGCAAACCUCACCGCCUGCCCAGAAGGAUUCUACUGUCCUGCAGGAACAGGAUACGAUCUACAACCUUGCCCCCCUGGAACUUUUAAGAACACAACUCUCGGAAGUGAUAUCUCAGCUUGUGUUGAUUGUCCUGGAGGAUUUUAUUGUGAUGGCGAAGCAACAACUAAUCCCGUCAAAUUAUGCAAAGAAGGAUAUUAUUGCAGAAAUGGAGUGAAUACAAGCGAACCAGGAACAAGCCCUCAUACAGGAGAUGGAGGUCGAUGUCCAGCAGGCAGUUAUUGUCCUGUAGGAACUGGAUCCACUAGGAUGUGAACCCGGAACUUACUCUGGAAAGGAAGGAAAUAAAGCCCCUGGUGAUUGCACUCAAUGUGAUGGAGGAAAAUAUUGUCCAACUUACGGAUUGACCGAAGCUAAUUUAACAUGUGCUCCCGGAUUCUUUUGUAAAGAGGGAGCCCGUGUUCCAAACCCG
Messenger RNA from Styela clava, 637 nucleotides. The record is from RefSeq and is a predicted model, not a curated record. Lineage: Eukaryota; Metazoa; Chordata; Ascidiacea; Stolidobranchia; Styelidae.